Funneliformis mosseae is the source of this 429-nucleotide messenger RNA. The record is from the annotation of a GenBank genome assembly. Lineage: Eukaryota; Fungi; Glomeromycota; Glomeromycetes; Glomerales; Glomeraceae.
AUGGUAGCUGAAACAGAAAGUGCUUUCGCAUCUAGCUCCGAAAUUGAUAAUAAUCACAAAAAAGGUAAUGUAGUACUAGAAGUAAAAGAAAUAUAUCAGAUUAAAGGAUCAGAUAUGCUUACAGAUAAAAGUAGUAAAUAUGAUGCGAAUUAUGGGAGUGAUUACAAUCUGUUUUCAUCUGAGAUAGCGCAAGAACAAUAUGUUAGUAAGAAGUUUAAUCCAAUAGAUAUUCAAAUAAUUCAAAAGAAUUUGUCAUCAAAGUUUGAUGGUUAUGAUGGUGGAUUAAGAGAUUAUGGUAGUUGUGGUAAUAGAUUAAGAAAUUAUGGUAGUCGUGGUAAUAAUGAACUAAGAGAUCAUAGCAGUCAUGGUAGUGGUGGAUUAAGAGGUUAUGACAGUCGUAAUGGAUCAAAAGAUUCUUUAUUAUCUUAA